Messenger RNA from Salvelinus namaycush (lake trout), 1695 nucleotides. Its product is annotated as extracellular sulfatase Sulf-2-like. Gene Ontology annotation, molecular function: N-acetylglucosamine-6-sulfatase activity; glycosaminoglycan binding. Lineage: Eukaryota; Metazoa; Chordata; Actinopteri; Salmoniformes; Salmonidae. The transcript is spliced from 14 exons. Gene Ontology annotation, cellular component: cell surface; plasma membrane; endoplasmic reticulum. The coding region runs from base 1 to 1635 and encodes 544 amino acids. The record is from RefSeq and is a predicted model, not a curated record.
AUGCAUGGAGCCCCAGACCGAGGCAACCCUCACAUGGUGCUGAACAUUGACCUGGCGCCCACCAUCCUGGACAUCGCUGGCAUGGAUGUCCCGCCGGACAUGGACGGCAAGUCCAUCCUCAAACUGCUGGACAUAGAGAGGCCAGUCAACAGGUUCCAGGUGAAUAAGAAGGGGAAGGUGUGGAGAGACUCGUUCCUGGUGGAAAGAGGGAAGUUGCUCCACAUGCGUGAUGCGUCUUCAGGGAAGGACGUGGCCCAGGAGGAGAACUUCCUGCCUAAGUACCAGCGGGUCAAGGACCUGUGUCAGAGAACAGAGUACCAGACACCCUGCCAACAGCUGGGACAGAAGUGGCAGUGUGUUGAGGAUGCUACAGGGAAACUGAGGCUGUAUAAGUGUAAGGGCAUGGCCAGCAUGUCUGCAGAACGGAAAGAGGGCCCUGCCAACAUCAGGUCCCAAUUUUACCCCCAGCGCAAAGCAGAGCACAACGCAGAGCCAGAAGGCUGCAAUUGUGACCAGUUCCCUAGCUUCAGACUCAGUGCCUUCAAGAAGAAAAGGUUCCUUUCCAAGAAGAAGAUGAAGGCCGUCAAGAGCUAUGCCCGUAACCGUUCUGCCCGCUCCGUGGAGAUGGAGAUAGGAGGGGACCUGUAUGCUGUAGACUUGGGGGAUGGCUACCAGCCUGUACUGUCCCCCAGGAACCUCAGUGAGGCUGGGGCCCCGGGGCCACGCGACGACACUGAGGACGACUUCAGUGGCAUGGGGUUCACCAUCAGUCCCAGGACUAGCAGCAACAGUCUGGCUAUAGUACCUUCUGACAUCAAAGUCACACACAGGUCAGGGACUGUGUUGAGGUUCUAUGUGGAUGGGUGCUCCAUCCUGGCCGAUGACACAGUGAAGUGUGACACAGGGAUCUAUAAGUCUGUGCAGACCUGGAAGGACCACAAACUCCACAUCGACCAUGAGAUUGAGACCCUGCAGACAAAGAUCAAGAACCUGAGAGAAGUCAGGGGUCACCUGAAGAAGGCCCGCCCAGAGGAGUGUGACUGUCUCCGCUACAUCUACCAGUCUAAGUACAAGAGUAAGCUUAGGCACAAAGGAAGCAGCAUUCACCCAUUCAGGAAGGAUCAGGAUAAGGAUAACAAGGCGUGGCUGCUGAAGGACCAGAAGAGGAGGAAGAAGAUGAGGAAGCUGCUGAAACGUCUGAGGAACAACGACACCUGUAGCAUGCCUGGUCUCACCUGCUUCACCCACGACAACCAGCACUGGCAGACCGCCCCCUUCUGGACAAUGGGUCCAUUCUGUGCCUGCACCAGUGCCAACAACAACACCUACUGGUGCGUGAGGACCAUCAACGAAACUCACAACUUCCUGUUCUGUGAGUUUGCGACUGGCUUCCUGGAGUACUUUGACCUCAACACAGAUCCCUACCAGCUGAUGAAUGCUGUGAACACGCUGGACCGAACCGUCCUAAACCAGCUCCACGUUCAACUCAUGGAGCUCCGCAGCUGCAAGGGCCACAAGCAGUGUAACCCCCGUACACGCAACCUGGAGCUGGGAGGUAAAGAGCGAAGCAGCUUUGAUGAAUACAGAGGGCGCCAUCCACCCCCACCGCCCAGCGCAUCUGCCUUAGUCAUCUAAUCAUCUGUACCUGUAGAGGCCGCCAUCCACCCCCACCGCCCAGCGCAUCUGCCUUAGUCA